ACGCGGUGUUGCGAACCUAGCUACCUGCGGUACGUAGCCCGCAAGACGGUCCUCGAAUAACUGCCUAUAGGAUGAAGAGGAAAAAUUGAAGUGGUCCAAGACGUACUCUAAAUCAGUGUAUUGAAAAACGAUCCAGAUAUUAUAAUCAUUAAAAAGACCGUUUAUUGUUGAGUGCACUGAUUUUAUCUUCAUUUUGCUGGGCAGAAAGCCAAGACAACAGUCUGCCCGACUCAGGGCAGGACUCCUACCAGCCUACCGAUUUGGAGCUUCAGAGCCAUGGCAGCUGAAGGGUCAGGAGGUGCCAAAGCAGAAUCAGUCCUCUCAUCAGCCAAUCGGAUCAAGCACGUGCCUGAAAAAACAAACUAUGCUCUCAAAUUUACUCUUGUGGGUCAUACGGAAGCAGUAUCAUCAGUUAAAUUUAGUCCAAAUGGAGACUGGCUAGCAAGUUCUUCUGCUGAUAAAUUAAUUAUAAUUUGGGGCGCUUAUGAUGGAAAACAUGAGAAAACAUUUUAUGGUCACACUCUGGAAAUAUCAGAUGUUGCCUGGUCAUCAGAUUCCAGUCUUCUUGUUUCUGCCUCAGAUGAUAAGACUCUAAAGAUUUGGGACGUGGAAUCUGGGCAAUGUCUGAAAACGCUGAAGGGUCAUUGCAAUUAUGUCUUUUGCUGCAAUUUCAACCCACCAUCCAACCUCAUUGUUUCAGGUUCUUUUGAUGAAAGCGUGAAGAUAUGGGAAGUGAAAACAGGAACGUGUCUUAAAACUUUGUCUGCUCAUUCUGACCCAGUUUCUGCUGUUCAUUUUAACUGUAAGGGGUCCUUGAUAGUGUCAGGUAGCUAUGAUGGUGUCUGUAGAAUCUGGGAUACUGCAUCAGGUCAGUGUUUAAAAACACUUGUGGAUGAUGAUAAUCCUCCUAUCUCUUUUGUAAAAUUUUCUCCUAAUGGUAAGUAUAUCCUCAUUGCAACUUUGGACAACACCCUUAAACUAUGGGAUUAUAGCAGAGGCAGAUGCCUAAAGACAUACACUGGUCAUAAGAAUGAGAAAUAUUGUAUAUUUGCUAAUUUCUCAGUUACUGGUGGAAAGUGGAUUGUAUCUGGUUCAGAGGAUAACCUAAUUUACAUUUGGAACCUUCAGACUAAAGAGAUUGUACAAACACUAGAAGGUCAUACAGAUGUUGUAAUCUCAGCAGCUUGUCAUCCUACAGAAAAUAUCAUUGCAUCAGCAGCAUUAGAAAAUGACAAAACAAUUAAAUUGUGGAUAAGUAAUUACUGAAUCCUUUAGAAAUCAUGUUAGUUAGGCAGAGUUGGCAAAAUUGGCAUAUUUUAAAAGAUGGUUUCUCUUA
Molecule: messenger RNA, 1336 nt
Organism: Condylura cristata (star-nosed mole)
Lineage: Eukaryota; Metazoa; Chordata; Mammalia; Eulipotyphla; Talpidae
Gene: WDR5B
Product: WD repeat domain 5B
Exons: 2
Coding region: 277-1266 (329 amino acids)
Molecular function (GO): protein binding
Source: RefSeq, a predicted model, not a curated record